CUACAAUUGCCUCAGCUGUUCUGCACUGUUCUGCCGAUACUGAUAAAAGUCCAAUCUCAUUUUGUUUUUGACAGUCGCACUGAUUGAUUGGAGUUAAAUCUUAAUUUAAUUUUUACAGUCGUUUUGUUAAGAUCUUUUUUUAUUAGAGUUAAAUCUCAAUCUAAUUUUUACAGUCGUUUUGUCAAUAUCCUCCGGACAGGUAAAGUUAGAGCUAAUCGUAAAAAAUUAGCAUUUUUACCCAACAUACACAGAAAAAGUGCACAAGUGAUGUGUUACUUGCUUAGACGAACCUGGGAGCAAAGCAACGCAAAACUAGUACCAUAGUUGAACUCUUAUCCACAAAUGUCUAACGCACUGACUCUGCCGUGUCUCGGCAUAGUCAGCAUGGCGCGCCGCCCAAAACGCACGGCAAAGACUAAGCAAGCUCCACCCCCGACGACCGUCGGCUUCGGAAUGGGCAAGAGGAAGGACCCGCUCUGGCAAUGCGUGGAAGGUUGCGGAGCUUGCUGCAAACUCGUCAAGGGUCCCUCUUUCGCUACCCCUGAAGAAAUCUUCACUGACCCUGCUGACGUUGAGCUAUACAAAAGUAUGGUGGGUUCAGAUGGGUGGUGCGUGCACUUUGAGAAGAGCUCACGCAAGUGCUCCAUUUACAAUGAGCGUCCAUAUUUUUGUCGUGUGGAGGCAGACGUGUUUGACAAAUUGUAUGGGAUUAGCAAGAAGAAAUUCAAUGUGGAAGCUUGCAGGAGCUGCACGGAUACCAUCAAGUCUGUUUACGGUCCCUAUUCCAAAGAACUCGUUAACUAUAAUAGCACAGUAAUGAGCUCCAGUACUAGUUAAAGUACCAUUGCAAUUUUCCGCUGCUUGGUUAGAGCAGAUAAGGUGAAGGCGCAAAGGUUUUAAAUGAUCAGUAACCCCUUCAGCAAUAUCAUAAUCGCUAACCCCUUCGGUUGUGCAUUUCACUCGG
Messenger RNA from Fragaria vesca subsp. vesca, 964 nucleotides. RefSeq lists its product as uncharacterized. Bases 343 to 837 code for a protein of 164 amino acids. Lineage: Eukaryota; Viridiplantae; Streptophyta; Magnoliopsida; Rosales; Rosaceae. The record is from RefSeq and is a predicted model, not a curated record. The transcript is spliced from 4 exons.